AUGGUUGCCAAACCACGAGGAAACAGCCCUAUUGAUAGAUCAAUUGACAAUGGUCAAGUCUCUAGAAUUCAAAAGAGCGAUCGCUCACGCUCGCCCUCUCAACAAAGAGAUACACCGUCGAUUGCGGCAGGAUUGGCAUGCAACGCAUCGCAAUCAAUGGAUGUCACGCUCCACCUACAGCUGGAGAUAGCAGACGACAUUUCUGAUGACCUAGAGGAAUUCUCUCGCCUUUGUCGUUUAGGCAACUUUGCCAGAGCGAGUCGAUAUCUUACUGAGCAUCUGAUUGGGCAAGAACAGAAUCCGUACGUAUACGUCCAGUAUGCGCAUUCGCUGUACGAUUCGGGGAAUUAUGCAGACCUGCUGUCUCUACAAACUCAACCCCACUCUACCUUCGAUGCCUCUCGACACGGAGCUAUAACGCAGGAGUGGAAACUCUUGAAGGACGGAGCCACGAUCCAUUCGAACCAGGCUCCGCAAGCUUCCCAAUACGCGCAGGUGUGCCGUGAGCAGUGGAAUAAUUAUGCAAUGGCUGAAAACAAAAGUGCAUCCACUCAGCUCCAAACUAUGAUCAUUUCGCUCCGUAAUCUAGGAUACAUGUCGCGCUUUGGGGCCGGUGUUGAUGAGUCCCUCGUUCGCCGGGCUUUCUCGCUUUUGCCUCUAGCAGACCUGAUGCGUGAAGAGAAAAGCUGGGAUUUUCGAGACAGCUUCGUGAGUCUAGUCCAGGCGGAUCCUGGUCAAGAGCUACUGUCGGACCUCUUUGGUGCUAGCCUUCCCGUGUAUCUGGUCGAUACAGUGUUAAAGAAAUGGGAAGCUUACGCACCCUAUAGCGAGAUCUCGACCAAGCUUGCGUUUCUUGAUAUGGCAGAAUCUGUAUUGUUCGAGAGCUCGCCCAAUGACGAGUCGUGGAGAUUGCUUGACAAAAUUACAGAGAUCAUGUCUUCGCUUCUACAGCGAGACGGGGCCUUGAUGAAGUCCCGGCAAUACAUUCGCUGGAUACUGCUCAAAGUAGCAUACGAAGCUCGCGGACGCCGCGAAGCACUAGCAUCGACACCCCCAGGAAAUCCCGGAAUGUUUUCGAACGCAGGAAAUUUUCUGCGUCUUCUGCUGUACGCUCCCUGUUACUCCGAGACCCCAACACUCUCUAAACCAAAACAUGAAAACGAUCCGGAACCGUUUCUAAAAAUCGCCCUAGAUGCAGCCAGGGCUAUUCAGGACUAUGAGACAGAGGUAUUGUGCCUACAGGCUCUUACCCGCUUUAGCGCAGAGCCGAAAGCAUUCUAUGAUCAGCUGGCUCAGCUACAACAGCAUACCCAGCACGACAUCCAGGGCUGUUUGCGCACCCUUCUUUCCAGCUAUAUGUAUUGCACAGAUGAAAUAUCUCGCGCUAAGCUCAAGCGUGAUAUCACUUCCCUGGGUCACCGCAGGGGCUUCCUACCAUCCUUGCGCUGGACACGCGCGAUGAUCCUCAGAUCUCUUUCUGUUUCCGAUGUAGAGGAAUGGGAGUACUUUAAGGAGGCCGAGCUUGAAUGUAUGCACGGUCCCCACAAUCUACCCAGUACGUGCCUGGCUUUCAUGACGAAGGUCUCCCGUUUGUCUCACCAUAAAUAUCAUCGAUUCAACAAGGAAGAAGGAGAUCUUGGCACGGAGAAGGAUGGGUUUAACGGCUAUCAUACAACGUUGCGACAGUCACGAGACGGAAUUGACGUAGACCCCGCGGAUGAAAGACAUGGGGCCAAAGAAACGAGGUCGGCAUUCGCUCAAGAACGGAAUAUCGCCAGUGAAAGGCCAAACACUGAGCAACCAGUAAAGCAGAAGGACAUCAGAACAGGAACACGCCAUAAGGCCGAGGUCAACUUGAAGUCUCCUAGAGCAGAUAUUCAAGACCAGGACCUUAAGGGAAUCAGACGAACGAAGGGUUCCAGAAGUUCCAAGGAUGUAAAAGAGCUGGAAGCUCCGGGUAGCCGCACUGGAGACGGAAAUGCUCAGCACAGUGGUGCCCUCCAGUUGUACAGGGGGCGUGUGGGGCGAGAACGUGAGCAAAAUCUUGGGGGUAGUAUACGAUCAAGAACCGCAAGUGCUCCUCCGCGGCCUAUGAAUAGUUACAGCGAUGUGGACGAGCAAGGGGAGACUGGACGGGAUGAUGCGGAUGGUAUUGAAGAAGUCGAACAAGACAAGCCUCCAAUUGCAAUGAGCCUACGUCGAACAGCGACAGUCGAGGACUAUCAUGGGAAUCCUGACGCAGAGCAAGAAGGAUCAGAAGCUUUUGGUAUUUAUGAAGCAGACUAG
Didymosphaeria variabile is the source of this 2286-nucleotide messenger RNA. RefSeq lists its product as uncharacterized. The transcript has 4 exons. NCBI's taxonomy places the organism in Eukaryota, Fungi, Ascomycota, Dothideomycetes, Pleosporales, Didymosphaeriaceae. Bases 1 to 2286 code for a protein of 761 amino acids. The record is from RefSeq and is a predicted model, not a curated record.